Messenger RNA from Fibroporia radiculosa, 1347 nucleotides. RefSeq lists its product as uncharacterized. Gene Ontology annotation, cellular component: proteasome regulatory particle, base subcomplex. The coding region runs from base 1 to 1347 and encodes 448 amino acids. NCBI's taxonomy places the organism in Eukaryota, Fungi, Basidiomycota, Agaricomycetes, Polyporales, Fibroporiaceae. The transcript has 6 exons. Gene Ontology annotation, molecular function: ATP binding; proteasome-activating activity; ATP hydrolysis activity. Gene Ontology annotation, biological process: proteasome-mediated ubiquitin-dependent protein catabolic process. The record is from RefSeq and is a predicted model, not a curated record.
AUGGUGUGUAUCGCCACGACAGGAAACGCUCCUUCUGGAUUGGGACCAGCCGGGCAGGGGAAAGGGCAACAGCAGGAGGAUGGCGACAAGAAGAAUCCCCAGGAGCAGAAGAAGAAGUGGGAGCCGCCUCUCCCCACCCGGGUUGGAAAGAAGAAAAAGAAGAAAGGUCCCGACUCCGCCUCCAAACUCCCUGCAGUUCACCCGACUACCCGCUGUCGGCUGAGGCUGCUCAAGAUGGAGCGCAUCAAAGAUUAUCUGCUCUUAGAGGAGGAAUUCAUUCAGAACCAGGAACGCUUGAAGCCUGAAGCAACCCGGGAGGAGAAGAAUGAGGAGGACAGAACAAAGGUGGACGACUUGCGUGGUAGCCCGAUGGCAGUAGGUACUUUGGAAGAAAUCAUUGACGACGAACAUGCCAUCAUCAGCACAGCGUCGGGUCCGGAGUACUAUGUCUCUAUUAUGAGCUUCGUUGACAAGGAUCUCCUCGAGCCUGGGUGUCAAGUUCUUCUCCAUCACAAGACUCAAGCAGUUAUUGGUGUACUGCAAGACGAUGCCGACCCUAUGGUUAGUGUUAUGAAGUUAGACAAGGCCCCAACAGAGAGUUAUGCGGAUAUUGGUGGUCUUGAGAAUCAAAUACAGGAGAUUAAGGAAUCUGUUGAGUUGCCAUUGACACACCCAGAGCUGUAUGAGGAGAUGGGCAUCAAACCACCUAAGGGUGUGAUCCUAUACGGCGUGCCAGGAACGGGCAAGACACUUCUUGCUAAGGCUGUGGCAAAUCAAACGUCAGCUACCUUCCUGCGUGUGGUGGGCUCCGAGCUUAUCCAGAAAUACCUCGGAGACGGUCCUAAACUUGUGCGAGAAAUGUUCCGAGUAGCAGAGGAACAUGCACCCAGUAUCGUUUUCAUUGACGAGAUCGAUGCUAUCGGAACGAAGCGGCGAAUCCAGCGAACGAUGUUGGAGUUGCUGAACCAACUAGACGGUUUCGACACUCGUGGAGACGUGAAAGUAAUCAUGGCUACGAACAAGAUUGAGUCGCUCGAUCCGGCGCUCAUCCGACCAGGUCGCAUCGACCGCAAGAUUGAGUUCCCGCUGCCCGACAUCAAGACGAAACGGCAUAUCUUCAAGUUGCACACGUCGCGGAUGAGUCUCUCCGAGGACGUCGAUCUGGAAGACUACAUCACCGCCAAGGACGACCUAUCUGGCGCCGAUAUCAAGGCCGUAUGCACCGAGGCCGGCUUGUUAGCGCUCCGGGAGCGCCGGAUGAGAGUGACCAAGGCCGACUUUACAUCCGCGAGAGAGAAGGUACUAUACAGAAAGAAUGAGGGCACACCGGAAGGGCUUUACCUGUGA